Drosophila bipectinata is the source of this 6328-nucleotide messenger RNA. The record is from RefSeq and is a predicted model, not a curated record. NCBI's taxonomy places the organism in Eukaryota, Metazoa, Arthropoda, Insecta, Diptera, Drosophilidae.
UUGAACCGAAAGUCCCACCUCUAGGCCUAGAUAUGUGUAUUUUCGUGCUCACUUCCCCACAAAAAACACGCAACUAAAUAUAAUUUAAAACCCCAUUUAAAACAAUGCAAACUAAACCUAUUAAGUGACCAAGAGGCUAACGGGGCCGCCCGGAAUGCGAGUGCAGUGAAGAUUUUCCGGUGGAAAUCGCUUUUCGGGAAACUUGCACAAACAUUUUUCAUAAGCGCUCUGUGCCUCCCUUUCGCACAGCAGAAUUACACUAGUUGCUGUGUGUGUGUGUGUGUGUGCAAUCGUUUGAUGGUGUGCGUGUACCAGCGACUUUGAUUGCAUUUUCGCGUACGUUUUUUAUGUUAACUACAAAAUAGAAAAUAAAACAAUGGUAGAAACUUGACCAAUAAAAUGUGAAAAGUGCAUCGGUCGGCAAUCGCUGAAAAUGCUGGAAGCAGCAACAACAACAAUUUACCGCCAACGAAACAACCACAAGGCUUUAUCGCCACUACCACCACCACCACCACCAUCACAACAACAACAACAAAUUACUACACUGAAAAAUGGGUGAAUGUGUGCGUAUUUGUGUUAAAUAAUGUUAAAACAUUUUUUAAUUUGCCCACAACUAAAUUUUAAGUUGUAGUCGCAGCAGCUUGGCAGAAAAAGAAAACCCCCAUUAAAAUCGCCUCAAAUAAAAGCAAUAAAAAGUUAUAAUCAAUGAGAAUAACAAAUUUUUUAAAUGCGCCCCAAGUGCUUAAGCAACACCAAACAAACAAACAAACAAACAACAACAAAACAAACUUUGUUAAACAACAGCAACCUCAACAACAACCAACAGCGAAUCGAGCAAUAUUAUCAAUAAUUAUCAAUUAAAUUGUUAAAUGUUAAAAUUCAAAUUAAAAACAACCGAAAAUAUAAAAAAUCUACAAUAAAAAAAAAUAUAUAAUAAAAGAUAAAGCUAACAACCUGCCAACAGCAACAAACACAACAACUGAUGCGGUGCUUAAUAACCAUCGCAAACUUAAGUUUUCUUCAAAUCGGAAAACCAUCAACAUUAUCUCGACUUAAGGGAGGUAUUAGCUUAACUUUCCUUUGGAAUAACGCUGGGGAAUCGAAGCGCCUUGGAUUAACUAGACGCCAAUGUACGGCGACGACGGGAUUACGGAUUACGGGAACGCGAUAUGGAUAUACAUAUGAAAAAAUUAACUAAGCCACGCAUGGAGGAGUACGAGAGGCGAAAAAGACGGGAGCGUGAGAAAAUCGAACGGCAGCAGGGAAUACAGAUCGAUGAUCGGGAAACUAGUCUAUUUGGUGAGCCGAGACGGCUGACGGAGACCGAUGCCGACAUUACGGCGGCACUGGGGGAGUUUGGGGACGCCCGGGUCUAUAUUAAUCAGUCAACGGUGGGGAUUAGUCGACAUACGCCAGGCGCCGGCAAUCCGCGCCUGCAGGCACCCCUACAGCCACCGCCAAAGACCUUGGGCCACUCCCCCUCCUACACCGGAUCGUCGGGCUCCACAUCUGCAUCCGCCAGCUCUGCUGUUCCCAGCCAGCAGCAGCAGCAACAGCAGCAGCAGCACUACCAGCAACAGCAACGUCCAUCGACUUAUGUCAAGCAGGCGGAUAACAAGCCGCCCUACAACGGACGGGGCGGGUAUCCUGGCCAGCCGAUGAAGAAUGACAUUCCCUCGAGUAGUGGCAUGGCACCGCCACGCGGCCCGCCCAGAUCCAGCAGCAGCAACUCACAGUCCAGCGCCACAAACAACACCAGCGGAGUCCCAACCAGCACGCCAUUGGGCCCGCCCCUCACCACCCAGAUGCCUAAUGGGCGGGAAAAGUCGUUUCUCGGCCCACCAGCCCCGUCGCUGCACAACGGCACUGGCGGUCGAUUCAUCCCGCCAGCGGCUAGCAAAAGGAGCAGCAGCGGUGCCGGCCAACAGCCACUGCCACAGGAGCAGAAGGACAUCAGCAAGAUGAUCAGCGAAAUGGCGGACAACUUUCGGGUUACGCCGUUGACCUCAAUAGCAGCUACGCCGCACGCCCCGGUCCGGGAAAACUACAACCUCAACGGGCCCAACAAAAACAAGUACAUGGACGACAUGAUCAGCUCCCCGCUCUGCCAGCCCUCGGCCCUAAUGACGCCUCUAUUCGCCCCCAUUGCGCCCAUCGCCUCGCCGCCCCAAGCCAGCCAGUUGCCGCCCCUCGGCGGUGCCACAAGUCUAACCUUGGGUUCAACCGAGGUGGGGUUGGGUCUGGCGCCACUGCAGCAACUGCCACCCACGCCACCCAAAGCCGCCUCCGUCAUCACGUCCCCGGCAGCGGCCAAGCCGCUUAAAACCGAGAAGAACCAUUCGCUGGAGAAGCAGGACUCGUGCCUCGAGAACGAUUUAGAGCUGUCCGAGUCGGAAGAUGAGCAGCCCAAAAAAGAGAGUCGAUCGGGGGGCAACAGCAGCAAUAGCUCCGAGUCGGAUUCCAGUGAGUCGGGCAGCGAGUCGAGCAGCAAGAACGAUGCCCAACCGAUGUCCAAUCACAAGCAGCUCCAUCACCAGCAGCAGCCACAACCCCUCCAACAGCAGCAGCAGCUCCAGCAACAGCAACUCCUCCUCCAGCAACGGCCUCAGCCACUGACGGCGAAUGGGAAGAGCGAGAAGAAAAAGUACAAGCAUGCGAUCAUCGCUGGAGGUAGCAACACCAUCACAGGACUGCUGACGUCCAGUGGAUUCGGAAGUGGCGGCAAUGGUGGGCCGGGAGGUAACUCCUGUGGGGCAGGGAGUGGGGCUAGCGCCUCGGCUGGGACGAUGAGCAGUGGCGGCAGCUCCUCGAACAAGACGCCAUCGCCCACGGAGAGCAACAAGUGGACACUGAGUAGGUUCUUUCCAAAGCCCGCCAACCAGACGAAUACGGAGAGCGCCACGCCCGGCAAUGUGAGCAUGAAGGUGCCAGGAAUCCUGCCAGGUGGCGCCCAGAUCAUACCCGAGCCCAUCGAAGUGUCGACGGCGAUCGUUAAGAACGAGAAGAUUCACGACGAUCCCAUGGACAUGGAUGAGGUCGAGGAGGACGACGACGACGAGGACCAGCAGCAGCAACAGCAACAGCAAUUGCCCUAUCGAGCUGAUCUCAGCGUGACACCGGUGUCGGUGAAAAAGGAGGCCAUCGACGGAGUGUCUGAGAUGGGCCUGACGGCGAUUCCAAAAAACCAAAUAAAACGCGAGUCAUCGGAGGCGCUUAUCGCCUCCCGGCUCUCGGACUCCGGCACCAGCGGUAGCUCGUCGAGCAGCAGCAGCAGCUCGGAAAGUGCACCCGGUGGCGAGGUUGUGCCUAUGCCGGGUCCCGGGGAGACUUUGCAGAUCCCCGGGGUGCCCGCAGCCAUUACGUCGGUGAUGCGAGUGCCCACGACGUUGACGCAGAAGGCGCCGUCUAGCAACAGUGUCACCCUGAUGCCCAUCUUGCCGCUGCCCGUCUCGCCAAAGCAGCGCCAGAAGAAGCAGCGCAAGAAGAAGACGAGUACACCAAUUGUGAACUCCAGCGAUGAGGACGAGCCGGCGCCCAAGCAUCCGGGCCUGGAUUACACCGCAGUUACGGCUCAUUCCCAGGCGACGGCGGCGGCGGCGCCGGCGAAGAAGCGAGGAAGGCCGCGGAAGCAGCAGCAGCAGAGCGGCGGCAGUGGCAACCUGAGUAGUGCUUCGGCGGGCAGCAGCUCUCAGACCAAGGGACCCUCACUGACGGCCGCCAAGAAGCCGCUGUGCAAGGUGCUCCCAGCCAUGGGCGGUGCCAGGAAGCGGGACCAUUCCAGCCAAAGCAGCUCCAACGGCAACACGCCAACCAAGAAGAUGGCCACACCCAUGUCAAUGUCGGCUCCCCUGAAGACCGCCAGUGUCCAUCGGGACAGCAGCAGUUCCGACGACGACAGCUCCUCGAGUGGGGGAUCCAGCUCCAAGUCCAGCAGCUCCUCGAGCAGCAGCGACGACACGGAGGAGACGCAGAACACCAACUGCCGGAUCGUCAAGCUGAACAAGACGGGGGCGGUGGCGGCAAAGGUGCUCCUUGGCAGCGGAAGCAGUUCGCCCUGCAGCAGCGGCAGCGAGUCGGAGGUCCAGGCGAGGAACCAGGCGGGCGGCGGAAAGGCACUGGCCCAGCAGUUGCCGCCGUACAAGCCGCAGGUGAUGAGCCAGCACAGCCAACAGCUAAGCAGCUCCGAGUGCUCCUCGUCGAGUGGCGACAGGGGUGGCACUGGGGCCGGCAGCAGCAGCAGCGGCGAGGAGGACGAGGCGCGGCACGAGAAGGAACGGGAGCGGAAGCCGAAGAGCGACAAGAACAAGAUCAGCACGCUGACGAGGAUCUUCAACCCCAAGGAGGGCGGUGCCAAGAAGCAGGGCCAGGUGGUGAUAAUGGACCUGCAGGAGGAGCAACAGCAGGGCAAGCUGGAUGCGGUGACGCAGUCGUCGCAAGUGGCUGCUGCCGCCACUGCCGCGAAGCCAAGGAUGACGCCCACCCAGCAACUGCAGCAGCAGCACGCCCAGUCGCAGCAGAUGCUGGGCACGAGUCUGGCCUCCCCCGCCAGGACCACCACGCCACACCUGACCUCCCUGAUCUGUAAGAUUGACCUUAGCAAGCUGUCGCGGGAGCGGAUUAUGCGCCUGAAGAAACUGACGCCUGCCCAGCAGAAUGGCCACCUGACGCCCAAGGACCAGGCACCGUCGGCGGCCCAGCUUCCCAACGGGUAUGCCAAUGACGCUGUUCCCGCCACCAAAGUCAAGCCCGAGCACCCGGUGAAGCCCGAACCCGAUCCGGACUUCGAGGCCAAGUUCAAGCCUGGUAGUGUUAAGCAGGAGUUCCAGCUGAAGCAGGAACGGGACCGGGACAGGGAGCGGGAGCGUGAAAGGGAGCGGGAACGGGAACGCGAUAGAGAGCAGCCGCCGGGUCGAAGACGGAAGCGGAGCUCCAGUUCCAGCUCUAGUCCCUACAAGGAGAAGAAGCGGAAAAAGGAGAAAACGGACCAGUUGCAGAUCUGCAAGGAGCUGCUGCCAUCCAACAACCACGAGCGAAUACCCAACCACGAUCGCCUCUCCUACGACAAGCUUCAGUUACUCCACGAGGAUGCAGCUGCCGCUGUCGCUGCGAGUGGCGUUGGCUCCGCUCCCAAUGGCAGUCCCAGAAAGAAUCUACUGGCCAUGUCUCCUCUUCCGCCGCCCCCGGUAACCACAGCCAUUACCAUUGUGCCGCCCAUCACCUGCAACGAAGCCGUGCAGACGACACCACCUCUGACGACGUCCACGUCUCCACAAACAGCUUCGGCCAUCGCGGAGCCAACACCUCCAGCCGUGGCAGUUCCUCCAGCACCCGUCACACGCCUUAUAUACCGAUCGUAUUUCGAUCGCGAAGAGGCGCAUCCUAGUGCCGAUUUAAGAAAAAACAACCAGUUCCUGCAGGAGGCCGUCAACCGGAAGCACGCCGCGGAUGCGGAGCCUGACUCCUUCAACCAGGUCACCUUGUAUUUGGAAGCUGUCGUCUACUUUCUACUGACUGCCGACGCCAUGGAGCGUUGUAGCUCUGAGGCCACCUACACUAUGUAUAAGGACACCUUGUCCCUAAUUAAAUUCAUCUCCUUCAAGUUUCGACCCCAACAUUUGGCAAACGGCCAGACCAAGACUCAUAUGGCCAAAGUGGCCAUACUUAGCUUACGUUGCCAAUCACUGAUAUCGCUAAAGCUGUACAAUCUACGGAGAGCGAAUUGUCGGGAUAUCCUGGCCAGCGUGACGGAUUUCCUUCGCACCGGCAGGGACAUUGUGAAUGGAAACACACCAUCGUCCAUUUCACCAUCAAACUCGGUGGGCUCACAGGGCUCUGGUUCGAAUACGCCGCCGGGACUAAUAGUGCCUAGAGACAUACAAAAUCAGCUGUUGAAACAGAAUGAAUAUCUGAGCUAUUUACACAGUGCUCAUGAGUUGUGGGAUCAAGCCGAUAAUUCGGUGCGCAAAGGGAAUCAUACAGAUUUCUUCCGGGAACUGGACCAUGAAAACGGACCAUUGACGCUACAUAGCACUAUGCACGAGGUGUUCCGGUAUGUGCAAGCUGGUCUUAAGACGCUCAGGGAUGCAGUGUCGCAUACGGCGCAUCCAACUCAAUAGCGGAACUAAAAAACAAAAAUUACAAAAAAAAAAAAUUAACGAAAUUAGAAACAGAAAACAGAAACACCACCAAACGUGUCUAAACAAAAGUCAGGCCAAAUUAGCAACUAUAGUAUGUAAUAAUAUACUAGUUACAAGCUACUAUUUAGUUAGUCAACAAAACAAGUAACGAAAAGAAAUAAAAGUCGAAACCAAUAACCUUCCAAAAGAAA